ACAAUAAUCUCUCUCUCGCAGUUCCAAAAUGGUUCUAAAAUAUAACACAAAAACUAUGGAGCUUCUGAAAUAUACCUUGAUGGGUUUGAUCGUGACGUGUUUGUCAGUGGCAGCUGAUCCAUUAAAACAAAAACCACAAACAUUGAAUUCUUCACCUGCAAAAAACUCCCAAGAGCAAGUAGCUAAUGAGUUAAAGCCAGAUUUUGUGCCAAUAUACCUGUACGCUAGAGAAAAUUCAUUGGACGGUGAUUAUAACUUCAAAUAUGAAACCGGAAAUGGCAUUUUCGCGGAAGAACGUGGCGUUAUGUUGAACAAGGGAACGGAAAACGAAGCGAACUCGGUGGUCGGAUCGUACAAGUACAUCUCUCCGGAAGGCGUACCAAUAGAGGUGACCUACACCGCGGGAGUAGACGGGUUCCGAGCAUACGGCGCACAUCUCCCCGUUGGUCCGCCUGCGGCGUCCAACUUGCCCAAAAGUUUGGCGUACAAGAACGUCCCCCAGACAACCGCCUUCGCCCGACCGCAGUUCAAGUUGGCCAACUCCGAUUCGUCAGACGAUGGCGGACAAGCGCGGUCGGAGCAGCAGCUUCAAACGGUUUCGGAGCUGCCACAAUUGCGGUCAUCGGAGCAGCCUCAAGUGCAGUCAUCGGAGCAGCCCAAAGUGCGAUCAUCGGAGCAGCCCCAAGUGCAGUUACCGGAACAGCCCCAAGUGCCGUCGGCGGCAGAACAGGUCAGCGCAGGUCAAGCGGCCAAUGACGUGGCGGAACAAUCGCAGAACGUGUUGUUUGUGGGCCGUGGGCCAACCGAAAAACCGUUGGAAAUGAUCGUCCGCGCAUCGGUCGCGACGGCCGACCAAUCUCAGGGUCCGUCAGCCGGUAAUCCCCAAGACUAUUACCAACAGUUCCGCGGCCAACCCGUUCCGGAACUGCAAUCAGCAUACCCGACUCCGGGACCGCAGCCGCGACCUACACCGCAGCAACAGCAGCAGCAGUCCGUCAUACAGAGGUUUGAACCACCCAGAUCGGCAGCGCCGUCCGUCGUGCCCGUCCUACAGGCGGUACCCCAGGCCAUCCAGACUCAGCCAAAGGUCGUGCCAGUGUUGCAAAGGCUGGUACCCGGCGGGUAUCAACAGCAACAGCAACAGCAGCAGCUACAGCUACAGCUACAACCUCAGUUCAACGCAAGACCGGUACAGCAACCACCUUUCAACCAGCAGCAACCACCUUUCAACCAGCAACAACUGACUUUCAACCAGCAGCAACGUCCUGGAACGGUUCGCCAGUUCAGCAUUGAGCCGCAACAGAUGUGGUACGUGCCGAACAACCAGCAAGGCCGGUACUUUCAGUUGCCCCCUAUGCAGCGAACACUAGGACCUCCCAAGUACUAGACUUCAUCGUCGUUGGAAAGCUCACCACCACGUCUUAUUCUUAGAUCUUUUUUUUCUUCUAAUUUUUCAAUAUAAUAUAUAAUACAACAAUAUAUAAUUUAUUAUACUUUAAUAAGUACCUACCUAUAAUAUAUAUGAUAUUAUUAUUAUAUAAUACAAAAUACGUAAAUAUAAUAUUGUUGACAAGUUGUGCAGUAUUGUGUAUACGUAUAUAUUGUUAUAAUAUGAUAGUUUAGACGGUGUCUUACGUGUCAUUUAUUCGUGUGAAAAUAGAAAAUAUUUAACAUAAAUCAAUAAAUUCGAUCACUUCGCGCGUGAUCAAUGGGUACUUGAA
This is a messenger RNA of Acyrthosiphon pisum (pea aphid), 1721 nucleotides long. RefSeq names its product RR1 cuticle protein 5 (gene cprr1-5). Lineage: Eukaryota; Metazoa; Arthropoda; Insecta; Hemiptera; Aphididae. The record is from RefSeq and is marked validated. The transcript is spliced from 3 exons. The coding region runs from base 29 to 1387 and encodes 452 amino acids. Gene Ontology annotation, cellular component: chitin-based extracellular matrix. Gene Ontology annotation, molecular function: structural constituent of chitin-based larval cuticle.